This is a messenger RNA of Cryptococcus amylolentus CBS 6039, 1530 nucleotides long. RefSeq lists its product as hypothetical. The transcript has 2 exons. The coding region runs from base 20 to 1252 and encodes 410 amino acids. Lineage: Eukaryota; Fungi; Basidiomycota; Tremellomycetes; Tremellales; Cryptococcaceae. The record is from RefSeq and is a predicted model, not a curated record.
CGUUUUUUCUCCAUUGCCCAUGUUCUCCAUCGCCCGGCUUGCCCCCGUGCUGCUCACCAUCCUCACUUGUCUCCUCUACCUCGUCCCCUUCAGGAACCCCCGCCUCUCUCAGCAACAGCGCGAGGAAGCGGAGUUCGAAGCGAUCUCCCAGCCUGUCCUCAUAGACCGCGAGCUCGAGCGACAGAUAUGGGACACCAUCAGUCGCGAUGCUCCUCCUGACUCUCAUCUCCUCUCGCGGCUUCACAACACCUACCACGUGAGGUUUGACGACCUCGAAGUGCUUGCCGGUCUGGCGGUGUCUCUAGGGGUGCUGGAGACAAAGGCUUCCUCUCGGUACUACCCCGAAUGCCUCUUUGCGGGUCUCGUCACCAUGGAGAUCCCUUUUUUACCAUUCACCACCCUCCCCCAAAUAUUCUCUUCACUCCAAAAGACCCGCGAAUGCCCCUCCAUUUCUUCCACCGCCCUCGCCCGAAACAUAGGCCACAACUUUGGUCACCUCGACAUCCGCGUCGACCAUCCCCUCAUCCCACCCGAACCAGUGCACGACAACUUCCUCCCGGGGCAUGCCUACUGCUCAGAAGAACUUGCCAAGAUCCUGGGGUUCCCAUUCCCCGAAGGCCCCAUGCCUGACGAUUGGCGGCACAAGACGGGGAGGAUCAUCAUCCCGCUCUCAGAGAGCGAGGUUUGCAAAGAGACGCUGAGCAGACUCCCGACGGCAAUUCACUCGCUCUCCCACAUUGCCCAGCUCGACUUCCUGAUCCUCCCUCCCUCCGACCCUUCGCCUGAUCUAUUGCAAAACGUUGCAUCCUGCCUCGCACGACACUUUGAAUACCGCGACCUCGCACCACCUAUCCAUCAGGGCUGGUACUGGCGCCUCAGCGAAGCUGAAAAGACCAGGUAUUUACCUCGCAUUACCGUGGUUAACGGCGAGGAGUGGUCACCUCGCAUUACCGAGGAUAACGGCGAGGGGUGGUCACCUCGCAUUGUGGCUAACGGCGAGAAGAGAUAUGUAUCUUGCGUCUACAUCACCCAAAGUGCGGCGAUGAAGGAGAUGGUCAUGAAAGAGGUCAGGGAGACGUUUGUAUUGGGAGAGAUGGAACCGUCGCCAAUGACGGGAACGCAGAUGAGGGUUGAUAUGGAAAAGGUGGGGUGGACGAGGUAUGUGGAACUGGAGGAUACUUGGUGGUGGACCUGCAAGGAAGGUACCUGGAUAAGGCAUAAUUACGAACCCUAUAUCCCUGAUCAUGAAUGAAAACCGUGUCUUGUCCACUAUUUUAUGUGUGGCCUCAUGCAAGAAAUUGACAUCUGCAUACACCCUACGAUCACAUAUAUAUCACAUGUUUCUCUCAGCUAUUCAAUUCUUUUCAGGCAAAGGGGAAACAGCCGAAGACGAGGGCGAAAGAACCGACCCAGAGCCAGAACUGAUCUGAGGCGAAAGCCCAUCCACCCUCUCCUUCCCCUUUCCUUUCCCUUUCCACCACUUUUUGCCUUCUCCGCCCCCGCCCCCGAUAUCAAGAUUCGACAUGCUCG